Molecule: messenger RNA, 243 nt
Organism: Caenorhabditis angaria
Lineage: Eukaryota; Metazoa; Nematoda; Chromadorea; Rhabditida; Rhabditidae
Source: the annotation of a GenBank genome assembly
AUGGAGGUUCGGAAUUCGGAAUUACGAUCUGACCACUCGGAACGAGCGUGCUCAUUCCGAACCUUCCGACAAGGUCCAUUCCGAUCAGGCCUGCCGCCGAUGGAUUUCUCAGGUAGAAUACAUUUGUAUCGUGUGGACAUUCCGCUUUCCGCCAAAAAAAUUCGCGGAUAUUCCGCAAAAGUUCCUGGACCAGCCAAAUAUUUUAUUUCAACAAAAACUCUGCUUGAGCCAUACUUUCUCUGA